This is a messenger RNA of Loxodonta africana (African savanna elephant), 480 nucleotides long. RefSeq names its product Xg glycoprotein (Xg blood group) (gene XG). The record is from RefSeq and is a predicted model, not a curated record. Gene Ontology annotation, biological process: positive regulation of neutrophil extravasation; T cell extravasation; homotypic cell-cell adhesion. Gene Ontology annotation, cellular component: plasma membrane. NCBI's taxonomy places the organism in Eukaryota, Metazoa, Chordata, Mammalia, Proboscidea, Elephantidae. Bases 1 to 480 code for a protein of 159 amino acids. The transcript has 9 exons.
AUGAGUCGGGGGCUGACUCGGCCACAACUGGUGAUGUAUAACAUGAAGACUCCCCACCCUGUCACCAUGAGCCUGUGCCAAAGAGACUUCGAUUUGGCCGACGCUCUCGACGACCCCGAACCCACCAGGAAGCCAAGCUCAGAUAUCUACCCAAAGCCAAAGCCGCCUCCUCAGCCGCAGCCUGGAUACCCGGACAGUGGAGGAAGGUACUUCGACAACAUAGAUCACAACGAUGGACGCUACCCGCCCAGACCCCAGCCUCCUGCAGGCGGUGGCGGCCGAAACCCCAACUAUGACAGCUACGGAAACACGCACGGUGGAGAUGGACCUUCCACUUACGGCAACCCUGAAGGCAACACCGUCGCCAAGAUCGUGUCUCCCAUCGUUUCUGUCGUGGUGGUAGCGCUGGUGGGGGCGGCCACCAGCUACUUCACCUACAACCGGAGGAGAAACUGCUUCAGGAAACCAGAGAAUGUCUGA